AAACUGAGAUUCGAUAAAAAUAGUUGUAUAUAAUAAAAUUUGGGAUCGAUCUCCAGCUCAUCAAAUAUAACUCCGCAUGGUGAUGAUCCUUGUUCUAUUGUCUACGGGUUUAUGAUAAAAUCUUUAGUUUUUUUAUUAAAAAAAUAUAAUUUAAGCAUCAGGCUUAACCUUAAGAACCCACAUGUUGAUCUAUACACAAGUUUUUAUUUUGACGUAUAAAUGUAUAUACAGUACCUAAAACUAUCCUGCUGUGCAAGUGUGCAACGUACGUCAUCUCUUAUAUCUAUAAUUUCUUCCGAACUAGUACACUAGUACAAAGACAAACAAUAUCACAUCCAUUUCAUGAUCUCUAUUUGAUUUUAAGAGGUUCAGAAACAAUACGCUCUAGCUCAAACUACCAAAUUAUUGGGAGCUAUAUGCAGCAAAGGCUCCAAAGCACUAGGAUCAAACUUCCUCGUAACGAUAUAACACAAGGAAAUGUAAUUAACGACUAUGUAAGAUCAGUUUCCUCCAUCAAAGAUUUUUUUCAAAGAACUUCUCCGUAAUGUUCCAUCGCCAAACAUAGCCGGGUGGGGACCGUCCCUAGACCAGUCCACACGUCAAGCUUCGGUUAGCCAGCACCACUGUCUUAUCAACUGUCAACAUGGUCGGGAGAUAAUGCUCGUCCACAUAGCAAACAAACCUACAAAACUAUUUGAAUUUUGGGUAAACAAUGUGUCUUUGACAAUAGUAGCUGCGAGGUCCCGGUUUAUUUCAAACCAUAUAGACCCUUUUCGCCGUUUGGUGAUGGGAACUUCAGGGUUGAUGUUCUCGUGUAGCGGCCUCGGCCCAAAGGUCAAGGGUCACAAACGCACCCAUGAAGCUGGGUUUGAUUGGCUUAAGUAGCAAAUUAUGCAUCAAAACAGCAAGAGGUUGUAUCUAAUUUACAUAAACCUUUCCUCCUCCUCACGGCAUGACAAAAAAGUAGAAGUAACCGUGGUUACUACACUUAGUAUUCCAGUAUAUUUAGAGCAUGCCCAUCCAUGAAACACCUAUGUAGUAUCUCGAACAAAACAAAUAAUAAUAUGAAAAUGUAAUAUGGUAUUUGAUUAUUUUUUUAUUUAUAAAGAAAAACAAAAUCAAUCAUAGAUUGCCAUGUGUGAGAUGAAUAUCUUAAGUUUAUCUCAAAGUUUUUUUAAAUAAAUAUUUUGACAUUCUUUCUCAUUAAAAAAAAAAUGCUGAUCACAAUCUAUAAACUCAAAAACAAUAGUGGAAAACACAAUAGUGAUUUAUGCGAAGAGAUAAGCUAUUCUAUUUACUAAAAGGAAAAGGAAAAAGUUAGAGAUAUUUAUAGAUAUUGGGAGCAGCUAUGUAUAUUUAUAGAUAUUUUCCUUUUUACCAUCUCAAAACUCUAAAUUACUAAUACACAGAAGGUAAAAGGCUGAGUUAAUAAAAAAGAGGAAAAAAUCGUGAUGGAAAAUAUCUUUAAAUACAAGAGACUCAAGUAAUGUUAAUACAAAUAUGUUUUGCUAAAACCUACUUUGAGUUGAGGCUUCGUCUUUUAAAAGAGUACAAGUUUCUCCGAUAAUGGACUCCGAUGAUGACAUGCUCGAUACCUACGAUGAGGAAUCAGGAGAGUAUGAUCUUUACAGCGACGUUGAUGAUGAACACGGCCAUGGUGGUGAAGAUGAUUCCGAUCACAUUCUUGAGGAAGUCGUGGACGAUUCUAUAACUCAUGGCUCUCAGAUUAAUUACGUCGUACUCAAGGAAGAAGACAUCCGGAAACGACAGGAGGAUGAGAUCAAACAACUUUCUACGGUCCUCUCCAUAACCAACGCAGAAGCUAGCGUUCUGCUUCUCCACUACCGCUGGAACGUUAGUAAACUUACUGACGAAUGGUUUGCCGACGAGGACAAAGUUCGGAGAACUGUUGGCGUAUUGGAGGGAGGAGGAGGAUCCGUUGUUGUCGUUGAAAAUCAUCGAAAAGUUAAAUGCGGAAUCUGCUUUGACAAAUUUCGUCGUAAAAAGAUUGUACCCGUAGCAUGCGGUCAUACUUUCUGUUCUACAUGCUGGAACGGUUACAUCACCACAGCAAUCAACGACGGCUCGGGAUGCUUGAUGCAAAAGUGUCCCGAGCCGUCUUGUCACGUUGCUAUCGGCCGCGACAUGGUCGAGAAGCUGGUUUCCGAGGAAGACCUGAGAAAAUACCUGUUGUAUUUUCUCAGGUCUUAUAUCGAAGAAAGCAAGAAGAUGAAGUGGUGCCCCGCUCCCGGAUGCGAAGGCGCGGUCGAUUUUUCCGCGAGCGGGACGAGUAUUAACUACGAUGUUUCGUGCUCGUGCUCGCAUAGAUUCUGCUGGAACUGCAACGAGGACGCUCACAGCCCCGUGGACUGCGACACGGUUUCGCAGUGGAUACUCAAGAACAGCGCGGAAGCGGAGAAUACGGCGUGGAUACUCGCUAACUCGAAGGCUUGCCCCAAGUGCAAGCGGCCGAUCGAGAAGAACCACGGAUGCAUGCACAUGACGUGCGGUCCGCCUUGCAAGCAUGAGUUUUGUUGGCUUUGCCUCGGCGCGUGGAGAGAUCACGGGGACCGCACGGGCGGGUUUAAUGCGUGCAACAAGUACGAGAAGGAUAAGAAACAAGGACUGUACGAUGACGCUGAGAAGAAGCGACAGAUGGCGAAGAGCUCGUUGGAGAGGUACACUCAUUACUACGAACGAUGGGCGAGCAAUGAAAAGUCGAGGGGGAAAGCUUUCGGAGAUCUACAGGUGUUCUUAACGGAGAAGAUUGCGAAGCUUAGUGUGAUUCAGUGCAUACCGGAGACUCAGCUGACGUUCGUCACAGAUGCGUGGCUUCAGAUCAUCGAAUGCAGACGGGUGCUGAAAUGGACGUAUGCGUAUGGGUACUAUCUACCUGAAUCUGAGCGUGAGAAGCGGUGUUUUUUCGAGUACGUGCAAGGGGAGGCCGAGUCUGGUUUGGAGAGGCUCCACAAAUGCGUUGAGACGGAGGUGUUUCAGGGUGCUGAAGAGCGGUCGGAACUAGAGUUUACCGCUUUCCGGGAGAAAUUAUCUAAUUUGACCAGCGUGACGAAGAGACACUUUGAAACUCUGGUGAAAGCUCUGGAGAAUGGUCUCGCUGAUGUCGAGUCUCAAGCGGCUUGCAACAAAGAAACAGAAUCAUUAAAAACAGAAAUAAAAAGCAAAGAAACAACGUCUAAAAAAAGGCGGACGUGAGAGGUAAAAGGAAGUUACUUUGUUCUGCUAAUAUUCUCAAUAUGUCUGUCUACACACGUUUUAUACUAAAUGAACCUAGUAACUAUUUUUUAUGAAGUUUUUUGGAGUAUGAUGAUAAAUUAUGAAUUUGUGAGUAGUGAAUGAGCCAAGCAAAAAUGUGUAAGAUAAGAUUAGUGUUACAAUCAUUGAGAAUGAUAGUGGUCAUGUGAGAUAAUACACUUUUUUUAUUUAUUAUUAUUUUUUUUUUUGAAUGGAAUGUUAAAUUGAAUUCAAAAGAAAAAACUUUUUUACAAACUAGCGUCUUUUCUCUAAGAUUUUCUAUACAAAAUUGGAUAAAAAUCAAAGCAACUUCUUUCUCUUCCAAGUAUAAUAUUCCUCUCUUCAAACUCUCAAUCUCUUCCACCUAGCUCUCACUCCUACUAGGUGGCCAGCCCUCACUCCUACUGGUUUCCAUCUCCCCACCAAUUCUACCUAGCUCUCACUCCUACUAGGUAGCCAGCACUCACUCCUACUGGAUUCCAGCACUCACUCCUACUGGACCUCAUCAAAACCCAUCCAACCUCAAGCUCAUAUCUUCAAUAUUCAACUCAGAGUCUGGUACUGAACCAGUAUGACAAUCCCUGAUCAAAAUCUUCAUCUCCUUUCUUUCGAAUAAUAGAAAAUUUAUUUCUCAUAUUUUUAUCAAUAACAUCACCGGUGAGGAAGUUUCGCCAUGCCUUCUUCUGUUUCUUUCUCUCCAGAUUGUGUGUACUGCUGACUGAAGAACAUAUCUUAUCACAAACAGCCUAAUCUUUCGAUGACUCUGAUCCAAAGCUAUUCUGAGUAUACUUCCCCAAUUCGAAGUGAAGAUGUUUCCCAACACUCCCUUCAUCAGCUUCUCCCAAACUUGAGUAGAGAAUGAGCAGUCAAAAAAUAGAUGUUGCAGAGUUUCAAGAGGGUGAUUCCGACAAAGCACACAAGCAGUAUCAGUACUUCCACUCCACUUGAUCAUUCGAUCACCAGUUGAAAGCUUUCCAUUCAAAGCUGUCCAUAAUAUGAACGAAAAUUUUGGAGUUGCAUAUUUAUACCAUACUGCCUUGUACCAAUAACAGCUCAUAUGCUUCUCUCUAAUCACUUCCCAAGUAUCUCUCGACGAGAAAUAUUUUUUGUAGUCACCAUUUUUGUUCUUCCAUAAAGAAAUAUCUUCCUCCUCAACUCUAGUGGCUUUGUAUCUCUCAAUUUCCAUCUCAACUCUAU
Molecule: messenger RNA, 4449 nt
Organism: Brassica napus (rape)
Lineage: Eukaryota; Viridiplantae; Streptophyta; Magnoliopsida; Brassicales; Brassicaceae
Product: probable E3 ubiquitin-protein ligase ARI5
Exons: 1
Coding region: 1567-3213 (548 amino acids)
Biological process (GO): protein polyubiquitination; positive regulation of proteasomal ubiquitin-dependent protein catabolic process; ubiquitin-dependent protein catabolic process
Cellular component (GO): cytoplasm; ubiquitin ligase complex
Molecular function (GO): ubiquitin conjugating enzyme binding; ubiquitin protein ligase activity; zinc ion binding
Source: RefSeq, a predicted model, not a curated record